Rhipicephalus sanguineus (brown dog tick) is the source of this 536-nucleotide messenger RNA. Its product is annotated as neuropeptide-like protein 31. The transcript is spliced from 2 exons. Lineage: Eukaryota; Metazoa; Arthropoda; Arachnida; Ixodida; Ixodidae. Bases 147 to 437 code for a protein of 96 amino acids. The record is from RefSeq and is a predicted model, not a curated record.
UGCAGACCUGCAGGAUCGACUUCUUUGCGAGGGAACCCAGGGCCCUGAGGGGGGCGGUGCCGUAGGGGUGAUACCGCUGUAUAAAAAGGCCCCGAGGUGAGUGCUGAGUAGUGUCACUGCCUGCAGAGCCAGUAGCAAGCCCAACCAUGAGGUCCCUGAUCGCCGUCGUCUUCUUCGCCCUUGUUGCCACCGCCUUCGCCGGAUACUUUGGAGGCUACGGCGGUUACGGCGGAUACGGUGGCUACGGCGGCUAUGGAGGGUAUGGUGGCUACGGCGGAUACGGUGGAUACGGCGGCUAUGGCGGCUACGGCGGACAUGGCUACGGCUACCCAGUCGGCCGCGCGUUCGCCUACCAUACGCACAUCAAGCACGGAUACGGCGGUUACGGUGGAUACGGACUCGGUGGAUAUGGUUACGGACACGGAUACUACGGCUGAAGACACGUUAGGCUGACGCGAAGUCUCUCUCAUUCUGGGCCAAAAAAAUUCUCAUUAAGAAUGUUACUUCGCCGAAAAUAAAAUCUCAGCGAACACACA